Lolium rigidum is the source of this 681-nucleotide messenger RNA. Its product is annotated as receptor-interacting serine/threonine-protein kinase 4-like. NCBI's taxonomy places the organism in Eukaryota, Viridiplantae, Streptophyta, Magnoliopsida, Poales, Poaceae. Gene Ontology annotation, molecular function: protein binding. The record is from RefSeq and is a predicted model, not a curated record. The coding region runs from base 1 to 681 and encodes 226 amino acids. The transcript has 5 exons.
AUGGCGUGGCAGCCGCAUCUCUCCCCUCUCGCCGCCUUCGAGCGCGACGGCACCCUCCCUCCCUACGAGCCCAGCCGAUUCUCCUCCAACCCCGCCUUGGACGAGUGCUUCAUCAAGGCGGUCUACGACGGCGACCUCCGCCUCGUCAAGAGGGCGGUGAGGGCGGUGGGCAGAGGGGCGGAGGGCCGUCGCCUCGCCGACAAGCUGGGGGCGGUCAGGGACGGCUUCGGCAACGGCUUGCUGCACUCCGCCGUCCUCGGCGGCAGCCUGCCCAUGUGCCGCUACCUCGUCGAGGACCUCCGGAUGGAUGUCGAUGACGUAGGCCUCAUGGGCGAAACACCUUUCACCGUUGCUGUUGCCCGGGGGAAUAUGGAACUGGUGAGUUACUUUCUUGAUCAAGGUGCUGAUAAAGAAAGGCUCAACGAUGAUGGGUAUACCCCUCUCCAUUUGGCCACCGGGAAAGGAGUUGAAAUGGUAGACCUCUUACUCUCCAAAGGCGCUAACCCCAAUUCACUAAAUCAUGGUGGGACAGCACUGCAUCUUGCUGCUAUCCAUGGCCAGGAUGAUAUUAUGAAGGUUUUGUUGGACCACCAUGCAGAUGGGAUGUGGACGCCUAUUGAAGCUAAGGACCAGAAUGGAGAAUAUCAAUUUUGGUUCUCUCACUAUCGGUACAACAUCUGA